CAAUUAGUGAAUCAUUUCGUAAAAUGGCUGCCAUCAGGUGUAGGAUUUAUUUAUAAAGUGAAAAAUUAUUGAAGUCAUUCAUUUUCAAGUAAUCAAAAAUUAUCUUCGUGCUUUCCGAUGAUAAAGUCCUAUGAAUAAUUCUCGAGAUGCAUAAUAGUUAAGUAUUUUUAUAUCGGCGAAAUUUUCCGAAUGUAGUCGUAAUCACUAUUGUGUGACGAGACUUAAACUAAGUGCGGAAGUAUAAAAAAAGAGCGUAUGUGACGCUGUCAAAGGUACUUAUGUCAAUUUGUCCAUAACUAUAAGCGUUGAUGAAUGUCUGAGAGUGAUAUUUACGACUCGGCGGACGAAUAUACAAGCCUAAUGGACGGUCACGUCGCGGAAUCUCGCACGGACGAUUUGGGCUUGGUCACUGGUCGAAAAAGGCGUUCUCGCAUUAGUAACGAAGAGGUUGAAAAUGGUGUUCCUGAAGUCCAUGUUCAGACACCAGGUAUAUCGAAUAAUGCAAGUUCAGGUAGGAGAGGUACAUCAGGCAAUAGUGGCCAGGGUAGAUCUAGAAAUUAUAGAGAUGAAGAGGAAGAGGAAUUAAAGUAUGGAGCAGCACAUGUCAUUAAAUUAUUUGUGCCUGUAUCCCUUUGUAUGUUAGUUGUAGUUGCCACAAUUAGUUCUAUAAACUUCUAUACAACCAAAGGAAUGUAUUUAGUAUACACUCCGUUUCAUGAAGACAGUGCUGACACAAGUACCAAGGCUUGGCAAGCAGUUGCUAACUCCUUGAUACUCAUGAGUGUCAUUGUAUUUAUGACUGUGAUACUUAUUGUCCUAUACAAAUACAAAUUUUACAAAGUAAUCCAUGGAUGGUUGAUAAUAAGUUCCUUAUUGUUGUUAUCUAUGUUUUCCAUGUUAUAUUGCGAGCAAGUAUUAAAAGCAUACAACAUUCCAAUGGAUUUGUUUACAUUAGGCUUAGUUUUGUGGAAUUUUGGAGUAGUUGGAAUGAUAUGUAUACAUUGGCAAGGUCCCUUGCAAUUACAACAAGCAUAUCUUAUUUUUAUUUCUGCUUUAAUGGCGCUUGUUUUUAUCAAAUAUUUGCCAGAAUGGACAGCAUGGGUUGUACUAGGUGUUAUCAGCAUUUGGGAUUUAAUUGCCGUGUUAACACCAAAAGGACCUCUAAGAAUACUUGUUGAGACCGCACAAGAGCGAAAUGAGUCUAUUUUUCCUGCAUUGAUUUAUUCUUCUACAAUUAUGUACACAGCCACAAUGACUUACGCUGGUUAUGUACAAACCGCAACGAUGACUACUAGCGACAAUGCUACUGGUGACAGCACGACAUACACAAUGCGUGAUCAAGCAGAUAAUCAAAACAAUCCUGCAUCGGGAGAUGCAGAAGAGAGUGAUCGAGGAGCGAGGCGAGCGCAAGAAGUACGUGAAAACACUUUAUCCCUAACAGAAAGAUCAAGGCAACAAGAUAAUCGCGUUGCGCGUGAAUCACAAGGGCAGCAAAUUGCAAUUACCGAAGAAGAACGAGGUGUGAAAUUAGGUCUUGGUGAUUUUAUAUUCUACAGUGUUUUAGUUGGGAAAGCUUCCAGUUAUGGCGAUUGGAACACCACGUUGGCUUGUUUCGUUGCUAUUCUUAUUGGGCUUUGCUUGACGCUAUUGUUACUGGCUAUAUUCAAGAAGGCAUUGCCCGCAUUACCAAUCUCUGUUACGUUUGGUUUAACAUUUUAUUUCGCCACAAGGGUAAUUGUUGCGCCGUUUGCGGAUAAUUUAGCGAGCGAGCAAGUGUUCAUUUAACUGUAGGUAUGAUAAGCAUAAUAUUCAUAAUUUAUUACAAAAAGAUAGUGCCUAUUCAUAUAUUGAUCGUUUAGCUUUUGUAUUUCGUUUAAAUUCGUCGUUCGUAAUUUGUCAUUUACAAACUUAUACCACGGAUAUAUUAAUCGUCUCAUGACAUGGUACAAAUCAAGAUGAAAAUGUACAUUAUAGGAAACUGGAUGAACCAGUAUUUUUUAAUAAUAAGUAUUCGUUGAACAAUCACAUCGGAUAGAAAUCUAGUGUCUCAAAAAAAUGCUCAAGAUAUAAAUUUACAUUUGUAAAACGAGUAACAAAAAUAAUAAAUAAUGAUUGUAUUUAUCUGA
Messenger RNA from Bombus terrestris (buff-tailed bumblebee), 2126 nucleotides. RefSeq names its product presenilin-1 (gene Psn). Gene Ontology annotation, cellular component: ciliary rootlet; perinuclear region of cytoplasm; cell cortex. Gene Ontology annotation, biological process: negative regulation of apoptotic process; calcium ion transport; amyloid-beta metabolic process. Lineage: Eukaryota; Metazoa; Arthropoda; Insecta; Hymenoptera; Apidae. Bases 313 to 1785 code for a protein of 490 amino acids. Gene Ontology annotation, molecular function: aspartic endopeptidase activity, intramembrane cleaving. The record is from RefSeq and is a predicted model, not a curated record. The transcript has 7 exons.